UGCUGCUACACAGACAGGAUGAGACCGGAUCCAGUGUGCACAGCAUACACCUUCAGUUACUUAGAAGCGGACCCGACCCUUUCUCCUCCUCUCUCGUCCUUGGGAUCAGCCGCUUUUGAAGAUUUUGUUGGGACCAAAGCCAAGAGAAAAUCUGGGGACCUGAAACUCGCACUGGGAAUAUUUCCAAUCAGAUUUCGGGAUUUUUGAGCUCAUGAGCGCUUUUGUACCUCCAACUUGCAACACUGAAAAAGUAAAAGAAGAAAGUGUGAGAAGACAGCUCCUCGAUGAAAAAGAGCUGUAUUGUUUUUCAGAAUUGCGUUUUUACGCAUAUGCAUCUCAAACCUCUCCAGCUGUGGAGUGAAACACAGGCUGUGAAAUUACAGAAGAUAUUUGAUAUUUGUCUUUCUCUAACUGAAACACAGAUCUCUACUCCUGGUUGUCAUGGCUCACACCAGCGCGUGGAUGUAAAUAAAGAUAAACUCACAGAGUUAAAGAUUGGGUAACAUCCAGCUUAAACGCGACUUUGCUUUCCCGUCACCUCUGGUCACAAAACGGGACAUUCUGAAGCGGAGGUGCCGUGGUUAACGCCAUGAGACCAUCCAAAUACUAAUGUGAUGGGGUGUUGAUGGAGAGGAUUUCGAAUGUCAGCCGGGACAGUGGUCAUCGCAGGAGGAAUUUUGGCUACAGUCAUCUUACUGACGAUCGUCGCGGUGCUGUGUUUAUGUAGGUUGCAGUAUUACUGCUGUAAGAGGGAGGAGUCUGAGAAGGGGGAAGAGGAGGAACCUGAGCUCGCCACCAUGUCGCCGUCUCGCCCCCUGGCUCUGUCGGCUCCUCCUACACCUCCAACGCCAGAGCAAUACAGCGACGAGCCCGAGACGUACCCUCCCACUUUCCUCACUGAAGCCAAUGGCCCCGUCAGCUACUCACCUCCGCCUCCGCCGCCACGCAGGUGCUAUCGCUCGCACGCCUUCUGCCCUUCCUGUGCCCGCUGCUCACUGCCCUUCUACUUGCAGCACCCAGAGAGGCUGUGCAAUGGCGGUCGCAGGAUCAGCUACAGGACUGUGCAGCAGCAGGACAUGGAGUUGCCCAUGGACUUGGCCAGCUUUUACCAGAAGCUGAACCUCAUCCGCCAGGUCACCAUGAAGGAAGUAGUCACCCACAGUGUCAGCACCGACGUUUAGCAAAACAGCACCGCUGAUUUAAACGAUUCAAUACACAUUCAGUUAUUUCAGCACUAUGCUGUCAGUGAAUGGCUUUUAGACCAAACUUCAGGGCAGCAAUGAUGGAAGUCUGCAACGCUAAAGCAAAAAGGUGAAUGCAUCACUGAAACACACGAAGGGACUAAUUUCAAAAACUGCGCCUUUUAUUUGCUGAAUAGCUAGGUAAGUAGCUACUCAACAUAUCUGCCGUCAAAGCAUGAACAAGAAUCGACAAAAAAAAUAUUUAUAAUGUGAGUUUUCUUCAGUAACUUCAACACAGAUUUCAUUUGUUUAAAUGCACCACAGCAGUGCAAACAGAGGAGGUAAGAUAAGUAAGUCUGGUUGUGUGGAUAUUAAAGCUAAUGUCAGACCAAAACCAGCAAGUAUUAUGUGUGAGUGUAUCAAAGCCUGCUCUCUCUCUGUCCAACAGAGCUCCACUGUUGUUCCUAAAAUAGUUAAAUAUCUCACUGUUGACCUCGGUGACUUGUUCUUUCAUUAGCAGGAAUGCAAACAUUGUAGCUUAGAUAGGCCUAGCCCCGCACACACCAUCCUGCUGUCACAAAAACCACUGAAGCACCAAAUGUAGAUUAAUCUGUCACUGAAAAUAGUCCCCAGCUAAUGUUCUAUUAAAUCCAGCGACUGAGGAAAUAAUCUUUUCAAUAGAGAGUAUUUAUUAGUAUGUAAGCUGUUUUUCAGCUCUUACACAAACACUCAGUUUAACUUCAGGUAAAAGCUCAUAACUGCACAGACACGGUCUCUUCCUUUGAAAGAGUGAUGGGGUGUUGAGCCCAAAACGAACAGCAAAGUUUUCACACAGCAAUUACAUAGAUUCAUGCCAAAAUCAUUUUUGGCAAAUAUAUAUGCUUCACACAGAGUUGAGAUUGUCCUAAAGCACUGACAAUCACAAACAAAUGACACGCUUUUACAAGUUGUAAUCAGAACGUUCCGAGUAGAGUUUCAUAAAAAUCAAAAAGUCCACCCAGUUUUAAUUUGGGCUCAUAUUCAAGUGCAUCUCCUUGUGCACCUAUGGACUGAUUUCAUCCUGGCUUCUAUUAUUGUUUUUUUUAGAAGUUUUGUUCUUCCCCCUUGUUUUUGUUCCUAUGCAGUGUAUGCUGGAUCUCCUCCAUUGUGUGAAAACAUUGAUCUUAAGAGUUCAUUUUAAUUUUGGUGGUAAAAAUCCCAGUGAGGCAAAUUGGGUGAGUGAUUGUGUUGUUGUGGAGUUUUCAAUGCACUCUGAGCGGACACGUCACGGCACAUAGGACCACAGCAUGGAUGGCAUCAUUUCCUCUCACUGGUCUCCCUCAGACUCCUCGGGACUUUACAGUAGAAGUCCACAUUGAAUUAAUGAAUUCAUGAUUAAUAAACUGAGCAAUUCUGCCUUUGAGCAGCUUCUUGGUCAUCACCAAGUGCUGAUCGCCUUCUUGUGAAAUUUGGGUCGGUUUUAAACAAAAGAUGUUUGACCUCUGCCAAAGUUUAAGGUCACAGUGUAAAUACCCAAAAUGAGACUUCCGUGACAUGGUCUAAAUAUCGCAGCUAUUCGGACGUGCCUGAGAAGAUGAUUUUGAAUGGGAGACUGGCUAGAUUGAUCACACCUUGUAUAAAGAGACUGAAUUACAAAAAACAGAAUGUGCAGAGGAGGAGAAGAGGAUGACCACAGAAAAUUCCUGGAUGUAGUGAAGGAGGACAUGCAGAGGGUGGGUGUGACAGAAGAGGAUGCUGGGAUAUGGUGAUGAUAGAGGCAGAUGAGCUGCUGUGGUGACUCCUAAAGGGAGCAGCUGAAAGAAGAAGAAGAAAAUGGAUACAUAAAAAUGCAUAAAAGCUCAAAUAAUUUCUCAUACAGAUUCUGGUUGAUUCAUAUUUGUGUUCAUUGGUGUAGCUGUCACACAGGGUCAACACGGGGUUGUUGGUUUUUUUGUUUGCCUUCUGACGUCAGAGGCUGGAGAGCCAGGCUGUGAUAUGUCAGUAUGUGACUGUUUCAGUACUAACAGAGAAAACUAACAUUAUUUUAAAGGGCUUUUCUGGAGCAUUCAGUGAUCCAGUGACUGUGAAUUAGGAGGGACAGCAUUUACAUCCUGUUAAGACAUCAUGCUGUAGAUAAAUGCUGUUCUCCAACUUAGAUAUUAAGUAUUUAAUACCUAAAAGAGGAGGAAUGAAUUGUAUAUACAGUAUUUAAGGGGAAAAGAUACAGAUAUAUGUCAAAUAUUCUUGAUGACAGAGCAGUAGAUCCAAAUGAUAUUUUACAAAUUUUACAUCCAUAGAGAGAAACAAUUCUACAGCUCCUGGACUCAUUUCUUCUUCUUUCACAAAACAACACAGAUGCUGACACAUUUAUCGGAUCAGAAUCUUUGUUUGGAGCAAACUUUCACUCUAGUAGCAUGUAUGAUAAAAUAGUACGCUGCUAAUCCAAAAGGUUUGUUCUCAUAGGCUCACAGAGAGACUGGGUGUAUUUGCCUGUCUGUCAAACCGUGCACAACCUGCAGUGCUGUGAUCUGAAACAUAUUUGGAAAUCUUUCAGCAGAAGACUUUUACUAUAUGAUGAAAACUUAUGAGACUGUAUAUGCAUAUAUGUAUAUCUCCCACUGGAUUCCUGGAGUCUGAUAUUUUUUGGCCAUCUUUUUUGAGCAAGAAGGUAAAUCUAACCAAGAGCAAGAGCAGACCACACAGUUAUACAACCGGAACUUACCAGCCAUGCCCUCAAUCAUACACUGCUUCGCGAUUCACUCUAAAUGAGACCAUGAUUUAAAAUAAACCUCAUAUUAUAUCAAAUAAAUAAAGGCUUAAAACUAGUAAUAGAAGCUAUCAAUUCAAGAAAGCACUAUCCUUCACAACCAGAGCAGUUGCUACAUGAUGGCCAUUAAGAAAUAUGCAGGUUUACUUAGUUUAGUGCAGUGUUACUGCAAUAAAAAAAAACUUAAAACUGGCUGUUUGUACACUGACACAGCUAAACUGACUGCACAGUAAUUCUGUUCAGUUUUUGUUAAACAUUAGCAAAUGAUUCUUCACUUUUUUAACAAGCUUCAAGCCGGAUGGAUGGUAGAAUCACAGCCAUAAAGACAGAAACAGAGAGGCACAUCAUCCAAGUCCUGUCUCCUCAUCAUAGUGUGGUCUGUACCAGCUGGUGCUGAACCCACCAUCUUUAGUCAGUGCAUUUGGUUUGUUUCUCUCCUCUGCUCUCUAUUUCACUUUGUUUGUGUGAGGUGCUUCUAGUCCUUCAGUUCACAGCAUCAAAAAAUAAAUGAACAUAGAUGUGCAGCAUCUACACAUCUUUCAUUACCUCAUACAUGGAUUAUUGUCUCUAAGUUCAAUGUCCACAGAAAAAAACAUGUUACAUAUAUUAUGUAUCAUAUGGUCAUCUCAUGAUUUCUCCAUGCAGCCUCCAGAAAGCUGAACAUGCUUAGAGAAGAUGUCAAGACAAGUUAUAUUUGGAUUUGGUCGUCCUAAGUAAAGCACUGUCCUCACAGCUCCUUCUGUUCUGUGUGAGUUUGGGUCAUGGAUUGCUUCUAUUUAUUGAGGAAUGACACUAUUCAGGGUAAGAGAACAUAUUUGUGCCACUUAAGGUGUUUUUCGAGAUACAGCUGCAGGUUGCUCACUGUGAUGACUGCAGAGUUUUUAUUAUUAUUAUUAUUAUUAUUAUUAUUAUUAUUAUUAUAGAAAAGAUUGAAACUGUUGCUUUGGUUUUUUGUCUGCUUCAGUAGUUGAUGUGUUUCAAUUAUCCUGUCAGUGCAGCAGAUGAGACGUUUGGGUCUGUCAAACUGGCCAGCAGGAGGCGUCAGCCACAUCUGCAGUCAAACCUUUGUUUACUGUAGCCGCUCUGUGUGUCAAGUUCAUUUACUGUGUUAA
This is a messenger RNA of Pelmatolapia mariae (spotted tilapia), 5039 nucleotides long. RefSeq names its product protein FAM163B-like. The record is from RefSeq and is a predicted model, not a curated record. NCBI's taxonomy places the organism in Eukaryota, Metazoa, Chordata, Actinopteri, Cichliformes, Cichlidae. The transcript has 3 exons. The coding region runs from base 642 to 1181 and encodes 179 amino acids.